AAAAUUUGUGUAAAGCAGAAAAUGUGUUUCGACUUUUGGAGACUUGAGAAGAGGUUUUGCUCUCUGUGUGUCAGUUUAAAUAAUUGUGCUAUGCAUGUCAUUUUAGUGUGUUAGCAAUUGGAAAAAAAAAACUGUAAAAAGACAGACAUUGUGUCCGUCCAAUCAGCGAUGAUUAUUGUCUACCUUUAACACAAACGUGUGAAAGAGUCUCUUUUGGCACACCUUUGAGACAGUCAGGUGUGAAGAGGCAAUGUGUGAAACACAAACAUGCUGCCCUUCCUGUCUUCAUCUAAUCCACAUUCAUUGACUUGUCAUCCUGAGCUCAGUCUAACCUGAGAGGAAGACGGAUCAGGGACGGGACCACGAGCAUUAUCUCUUUCUGAUCAGGUCAAUGCUUUUGUAUUUUCUCUCAGGUGGUGCAGGGAUGAUGCGUGCUGUGUGUGCGCGCGUGCUGCUCUGUUCCCUCCUGCUCAUCAUCCUGCCUCCUACAGCAGCGGACGGGAGCGAGGCGGUCGACAGGGGGGAGGCGAGGGAGAAACGAAGCCUGCCGUACUGGGGGCUCUGGUCGUCGGAUUUUCUGGGCUGGUUGGAGGAGCUGCGAGCGCGGGCGGCUGACGCGGGGGUGCAGGACCUGGCUCGCACUUUCUGGGCCCACUUUCCCAUCGCCAAUGAGCUGGGCUACGAUAGUCCAGAGCCUGACCCCCAAACGGAGGAGUGAGGAAGAGGAGACCAAAGGGUUAAGAUGUGACAUUUAAAAACCUGUAGGCAGGAUGAAGUCAACUGUAAGACCUGUAUAGAUUAUUAAUGCUUGAAUAUUCAAUACUAGUUCUGAAAGCAAAAGAUAAAUGUGACAUUUGAAUGCACAAAUUAAAAAGAUGGCAGAAAAUGUUGUACUAACAGGUAUUGUUUUGCUAUUUUUCCAACCCAUUAAACAACACCAAGAACUGCAGCCGGGACUAUUUUUUAACAACUCAUCUGUAAAAACAAUUUUA
This is a messenger RNA of Labrus mixtus (cuckoo wrasse), 992 nucleotides long. Its product is annotated as otospiralin-like. The coding region runs from base 392 to 718 and encodes 108 amino acids. The transcript is spliced from 3 exons. The record is from RefSeq and is a predicted model, not a curated record. Gene Ontology annotation, biological process: sensory perception of sound. Lineage: Eukaryota; Metazoa; Chordata; Actinopteri; Labriformes; Labridae.